AUGAAGACACUACAUGAGCCCAAAAUAUGUGCACUUAUCUCCGCAAGAAUCCUGCAGCAGCAUCUUCACCAAGGAACUGUAGGCUCCUCUCAUCUGAAGACUUCAAGCAACUAUGACUCCUCUGUCUCUCCUCCUGUCCAUUCUGCUCCUUCUGUCUUUCUUCAGCACUAUGUCUUGCAGUCCCAUGUGCAAUAACCAGUGCUGUCGUUUCGUGGAGAACUUCCCUGUCCGGCUAAGGAAGCUCCGACAGGACUACUCACAGAUCCGAGAUUUCUUUGAAGCAAACGACGACCUCGACGAAGCGCUGCUGGACCAGAGCGUGGAGGACUCUUUCAAAAGCGAGUUCGCCUGUCACGCCAUAAACAGCAUCCUGGACUUUUAUCUCGGCACGGUUUUGCCGACAGCUCUGGCCGGAGUGACAGACGAGACCAGGGGCUUGAAGCCGCACAUGGAGUCGAUACAGCAGAUCUUCGACGCUCUCAAGGGUGAUGUCACGAAAUGUAGACAUUACUUCUCAUGCAAGACACAGUUUGACAUCAAACAUCUGAACUCUACCUACACUCAGAUGGAGAGUAAAGGUCUGUAUAAGGCCAUGGGGGAGCUGGACCUGCUGUUUAACUACAUUGAAGCAUACCUGGCUUCUAAACGACACAGAAACCUCGAGACCUCUUCAUGAAGUGUUGACCCUGAUCAAAAAUGUGACCUUGUUCCUCUGAGGAAUAAGAAAAAUAGUCAACUAAAUCAUGCACUCUUGUGCAGACAGUCCGUUAUUUUCAUUGCUGUUGUUUUACUUAUUUCAUGUUGAACUGAGUUCUGUUGGUCUGACAGUUGUUUUACUUUUUUGUCCUGGGGACAAUUUUUUCUGUGUUGACCAUAUUGAGUCCAACAAAAGUCCUACAAACUGUCAAUGAAGAGAAUAUUUAUUUUUGUAUCAAACAUCUUAAAUUAUGUAUUUUUUGUAUUUAUGCUGUUUAUUGUUCUUAAAAUAAAUGACUAAUUUGACUCCUUA
Molecule: messenger RNA, 1009 nt
Organism: Labrus bergylta (ballan wrasse)
Lineage: Eukaryota; Metazoa; Chordata; Actinopteri; Labriformes; Labridae
Gene: il10
Product: interleukin 10
Biological process (GO): immune response
Cellular component (GO): extracellular region
Molecular function (GO): cytokine activity
Source: RefSeq, a predicted model, not a curated record